CGCCUUUAAUUUUAUCAAUUUUUCAUAUUUAGAAGAAUUUUCAUUCAUUACACGUAAAAGUACAUUUUGUCAUGUGUUUUGUAGUAAAAAUAUUUAUUGUUAUGUUUGAAGACAGAAAUUAGUAAAAAUACAUUUAAGUUAAAAUUAAAAUUUUUAAUGGCUCCUCGAAGUAAAAAAGUGGAAAAAAAAAAAGAUAGUACACUUAUUGAUCAAUAUAACAAUGAUAGAUUAAUCAUCCUUCCAGAUAAUUUAACAAAUUGUCAAAUAGAAAGAGCGAAGUUUAUUGAUUUAAGACAUCCUCAAACAAAUGAAUUUGUUAAGUUUUUGUAUUCAGUUGAGGAAAAUACAUUAGCACAAAUAAGGUCAUUACCUUUCAGUCACAGGACUUUAUUCCAAAAAAAUGAAGUUAUUCCUAUUAAUAAAAUUGAUUUUAUUACACCGAUUAAUCCGUUAUUUAUUCUUUUGCCAUACUUAACCAAAUCUUCUUCAAUGUUUUGCCCAUUGGAUCAAAUUUUAAUUGAUGAAAAAUGUCCUGAAUUAAAUACUGUAUUAAUGGAAAUAUCAAAAAUUGCUAAUUUACCAAGUAUAUGUGAUGAUAAAGUAACUACUGGCUUCAAAUUGUGGAAAUUAAAUAAAAUUAAUAUGAUGGAAUGGUUAAACAAGAAAGUUGAUAAAGUUAUUAAAGUUUUAAUGCUUAAACAAAUAAAUGUUAACCCAAAUGCAGCUGUUUCAUCUACAUUUAAAUUAGACAAUAACCUACAUGAUUUGAAAGAUGAGUAUAAAAGAUAUGCAUUUAGCAUAAUUUCUGAGUAUUUACCUAGUGAGGUGCAAGUAUUAUUACAAGAACAUCUAGGAUUACCUGAAAAAGAAGAAAAUAAUAAACGCAAAGCGGAAAAUAAUAGCUUUAUAGAAAAUAAGAAAUUUAAACAUAAUGAGUCUGAAUACAAUGAAACUCCAAUAAAAGUUGAUAAGGUUGAUACUCCUAAAUUAACAGCAAAAGACAAAGCUCUUCAUAAAGCAGCCUCUGGCACUAAAAGUAUAUCAUCAUUUUUUAAAAAGAAAUAAUAUUCAAAAGUAGUGGUUUUUUUUUCAUUAUAGUUUUACUAUUUUUUUUUCUAAAAUUUUAAUUAUUUAUGCAAAUGAAAUACAAAAAAAUGUAUCAUUUGCAAAGUAUUUACAUUUUUAUUUAAGUAAUUUAUUUUAUUUACUAGACAUAAUAUAUUUAAUUUUUUUAAAUAAUAUAAAAAAUAAUUAAAAAUUUUUUAAGUGUGUAUUUUAAAAUUAAUAUAUUUAUUAUUUAUAUUCUUUUUUAUCAAAAUAAAUUUUUAUAAAUACAAAUUUGUAGCUAUGUGAACUUGGUUGAAUAUACAACUAUAGUUAUCAUCAUAUUUUAAUAGACUAGAACAUUGGAGGCAUUUGCAACAUAUUUUUGUAACAUGUUCAUAAAAAGUUUGUAAACAAAUUUUUGGCUUAUGAAAAUAUUGGCUAUCCUAUUGUUUUUUUUUUCAAGCUAAUAUGUUAAUUUAUAUAUUGUUCAAGUGAGCAAAACAAGAAAAUAAUUUGCAUUGUUUUAUAAAAUUCUGAUUUUUUAAGUAAAUAAAUAAAU
Daktulosphaira vitifoliae (grape phylloxera) is the source of this 1606-nucleotide messenger RNA. Its product is annotated as ribonuclease H2 subunit B. Gene Ontology annotation, cellular component: ribonuclease H2 complex; nucleoplasm. NCBI's taxonomy places the organism in Eukaryota, Metazoa, Arthropoda, Insecta, Hemiptera, Phylloxeridae. The coding region runs from base 157 to 1065 and encodes 302 amino acids. The transcript is spliced from 7 exons. The record is from RefSeq and is a predicted model, not a curated record. Gene Ontology annotation, biological process: RNA catabolic process; ribonucleotide metabolic process.